AUGUCUUUCCACAAGCUUAGCCUACUCGUUUUCAGUUCGCUGAUCAACUGCUUUUUGGGUGCCCAUGUGGUGUACGUGGAUCGCUUCACCUUCAACGUCGAUGAUCACGACCUGUUCCUAUCCCAAAGUGCUGUUCUCGAACAGGAGUCAAAUCGCAGUUAUCUCUCGGGGCAUAUGAUGAUUAAUCGGCUGAUCAAUGAUCUAAUACUUGUUUCCUCAAUGGACGUUAUGCGUCCUAAGCGACCGGAAAUGCGACUCUAUAGUGUGAAAUUGAACUUCUGCUCGGUUUUGAAUAAUGGUUAUAAAAAUAAAUUCAUUAGAAUGCUUUACAAUAACUAUGCGGAGUUUCUCAACACCAAACCAAAGUGCCCACUUAAGCCAAAUUUUAAUUACUCCCUGACUAGAGCCUAUGUCGACGAAGAUAUGCUACCAGAUCUGUUGCCGGAGUGCACUUUUCGCCUGAAAAUGUCUUUCCACCACAAAUCUAAGCUAUUGGCUCACAUGCAGACUGAUGGAAAAUUGAUCAAACGUUAACGCAAUAAUAAUAUCCAAAUUUUCUGUUUUAAAAAACAAAAAAAAAAGAUUUUAAAUGAAUAAUCCAAAAGUAAUUUUGGCAUUAUAUGGAGCGUGGAUUUUCUAUUACGGAUUUGGUUCGAUGACUUUAGUAAUUAUGGACCAAUUAAGCAAGAAACCAAAAACGAGAUGUGUGAAU
Molecule: messenger RNA, 712 nt
Organism: Drosophila takahashii
Lineage: Eukaryota; Metazoa; Arthropoda; Insecta; Diptera; Drosophilidae
Source: RefSeq, a predicted model, not a curated record